AUGGUACUGCUACGUGAGAAUUUCAUUCAGCUGCAGUACGUAGGUCUCUGGCAGCCACCCUGCUGGCCACCGAAUAGUUUUAAAUCACGUGCUUACUUGAUUUACACAAUUCACUUGCUGACGAUACUCAAUUGCUUCAUGAUAUCCGAGGCACUCGGUCUCUUCACCAUAAUCGAAAACCUCGAGGACUUCUCUGAUAGCUGCUUCAUGAUGCUGACGAUAUUCUCCGUAUGUGUUAAAUCAAUGGUGGUUCUGCUGAAGAGAUCGGAUAUUAUCGAUAUUCUCUCGUCAUUGGAAAUGAAUCCGUACAAACCCAUGAACAUCCACGAGGAGAAAAUCCAGGAAUUCUUCAAUCGACGCAUCAGAUUUUUUACCUUUCUUUAUGGUGGAGUGGUUGAAAUUUCUGUGUGGAUCAUGAGCAUCUCCGCUUUCUUUCAAGGAAUACCCUUCGGUGUGUUGCCAUACAAGGUGUGGCUACCUUUCGAUUACUCCCAGCCGAUCCUCUACUGGUCAACAUUCUGUGCACAACUCUUUGUUAUCACCCUUGGUGCGAAUAUUUGCAUCGGCUGUGAUACGGUUAUCCCAGGAUUUUAUACACUGUAUGAGAGCUAG
This is a messenger RNA of Fopius arisanus, 612 nucleotides long. RefSeq lists its product as uncharacterized. Gene Ontology annotation, biological process: detection of chemical stimulus involved in sensory perception of smell; sensory perception of smell. Bases 1 to 612 code for a protein of 203 amino acids. The transcript has 3 exons. Gene Ontology annotation, cellular component: plasma membrane. The record is from RefSeq and is a predicted model, not a curated record. NCBI's taxonomy places the organism in Eukaryota, Metazoa, Arthropoda, Insecta, Hymenoptera, Braconidae. Gene Ontology annotation, molecular function: olfactory receptor activity; odorant binding.